AUGGGGGCUCCACGACCGGCCAGAAAUGGCCUACCUCGAUCAACUCAACCAUCCAAACUUCCUCAACGACCUUGUUCAUCCGAACUUGAACCACCUGAACCUUCACUGCCAAACCCUAACAACAAGCUGAAAACCCCUACCUUGCUCGAUCCCAACAUAUCCAACCCUCGUUUACUUGUCAAUCGCGCCUGUAUCUACGAGCGCCGACUACCUGGUGAUGCAUUUAUCACUGCACACGUCGCACGACUCCAGCACGGCUUCUACGCUAGUCAAGCGGUCUCUGACAAAGAUGCAGAGCAUGUCGAUUUCCUUGCAAUCGGCUUUGUCUUUCACGCUCCGCACACGCUUGAACACCGAUUUAAAUCUGCUACCAUCAAAGUCGCUAUUUGUGGUAGUCAUGAGAUCUCCAAAUCUCCCCAGUAUCCUCAUGGCUUUCCUCCCGGCAACCCGCGCUUUCUCAUGCACGCUCCACAUUUGAUCUAUGGCCAUAUCUCUCCAGAGACUAUGGAAUGGACAUUCAGUGUGGCCGGGUCCUUGGGAGUUUCAGAGACACCCGUCAGCGCCAGCCUAAUUCCCUCUGGUAGCUCCAGCGCCCGGUACCGACGGUACGAGAUGAUGCGCAUUCAAGGCUCCGCUCGCACGCUCAAAAGCCCCCGCGGUCCUCAAUACGAUGUCCAGGCCGGUGAGAUAUUCUGGUCACUAGAGGAGAACAACCUGCAGCGCUCUGGUCUCCCGCGCGAGUUUACUUUUGUCAUGCUCGUCCAAAAGCCCACCGCCGACAGUCAGCUCACGCUGACGCUUGAAGUUGAGCCAGUCAUCCAGGCUCUAGUGGGCAGCUAUCCAAGCUGGCUUCUAUCAUUUAGUCAGUAUCAGCCGCUGCCGCGGCGUGGCGUCAAUUUCAACAGUGAGGUCGGUCAGCGCUUUGAGCCUACGGACGAAGCUCGUGGGUUCAAUUUUGCUGCCCUGGAGAGCUCAUUUGAUGAGUACAUCGCUAUGCCAGGGCGUAAGUUCAGUCGCCAGAUCGACUACCCGGUCGAAACCCCCCUCCCGUCGAAUGAUAACCCCAACCAGGGCGGAUACCCUCAAUUUGGGAACUACAACCCAAACUACCCACUCUACAGCUCCUUGAAUCCACUACAGCAGCUACAUUUCAAUGGCAUGGUCCUCCAAAACACAAUGCUACAGGCUCAACUGAACCAGCUCUCCACCACACAGACCUCAGCCCAGCGCGCAGUGCAAGCCUCAAAUAUCAAUACCCUUGACGUGUACCACAACCUAGACGACACGACGAUAUCCUUACCGGCCGGUCUCCGUGUAUUCUCCCCUCCAGCCAUGAGUGGCGUUGCUAUCGAAGGAAGCGAUACCGAGGCUUGUACGAGUGACGUCACGGCCAUCGGCCUCGGAGAAGAUGCCCGAUUCCAAAGCUACGAGAAUGUCCGGGCCUCUAUGCUACGCACCGUUCACCCGGAACUCCGCUCGGAGAGGUUUAAGGCUUCUUUGCAUGCGGGGCGGACGCAGAGGAAAAGGCGAGUGGAGAGGACUAGCUCGCGGCAGCAGGUGAUGCGUUUAGAGAACCAGCCUCUCUCGUCCGCGUUGAUUUCGCGGCUUUCUGAGCUGCGGAGUUUUGAGGAGGAAGGUGAUGAGGAUGUGGAUGCUGAGGAGUGGUUGAUAUGA
Penicillium brasilianum is the source of this 1674-nucleotide messenger RNA. The record is from the annotation of a GenBank genome assembly. NCBI's taxonomy places the organism in Eukaryota, Fungi, Ascomycota, Eurotiomycetes, Eurotiales, Aspergillaceae.